Paramormyrops kingsleyae is the source of this 5056-nucleotide messenger RNA. The record is from RefSeq and is a predicted model, not a curated record. Lineage: Eukaryota; Metazoa; Chordata; Actinopteri; Osteoglossiformes; Mormyridae.
AGACUGACCAGUAAACCGCGGGUCUUCUCUUCAGCUUAAAUCUGUCUUCACCACUGCAGACCUCUUCAGUGCCCACAAAGCUGCAGCCACUGAACCGAGCCAGUCAAUCUCAUGUUAGCUUUUUGCCUUCACUCUGAACAUGAUCUCAAGAUACGUAAACUUCUUCAUUAAGGACAGAUGUUCCCUCACCAAUCCCCACUUUACUGACAGAGCAUCAUGGCCCUCCAGUUCAAUGGUGCUGUUUUAGACUGUGUUAGCACAUCCCCACAGCUUUGCAACUUUGCUUCUGCAGGAUGCCAGUUUCAGCAGUCAGGAGGAAAUAUACACCCUGCAUAUACAGGCUUUCUCAGAGCUGCCCUCUCCAUUUUCUACCAGCACCUUCGAAACAAACGCACAUCAGUAAAUGUUUUUCAAUGCACAUGUUCUCCCCUUUGAUAUCAAUGUGGACUUCUCUGGCAGAAUGAACUGCUUUGGUGGACCCACGGGCAGCGGGACUGCGCGCUUCUCAAUCGGCUGCUCGUAGCUCUGCAGCACGCACUGUGACCCGGCGCAGGGGCGGGGAUACGGACUUGCUGCUUUCUGUUUCCUGUAAUGGAGGCUGUGUGCCGCACUUUUAAAAAACGGCAGCGUUGUUUUAUUUCCAAGCCGGUUAGUUACUAAAAACGCUAAUUUGUUUGUUGCUACUUGGAUUGUAUUGCAAUUCGUUGGUAUUUUGUCGUGAUGUGAAGGGAGAUGCGGUAAUCCGCAUAAAAGCGGUGUGAUGCAGCUAUAAUUGUGUUAAAUGUUGAGUUAUUUCUAUCGCGAUUGUAACUAGGGCUGCAUUAAGGUUCUGCGUUUCGGAUUUUUCUGUUACUAUGGCGAGCGUCCACGAAAGCUUAUACUUCAACCCGAUGAUGACGAACGGGGUGGUCCACGCUAACGUUUUUGGCAUAAAGGACUGGGUGACCCCCUACAAGAUCUCUGUGCUGGUGCUACUGGUCGAGAUGGUCAAGUCCAAGCGCAUGGCCCUCAUCGAGAGGAGGCGCCUCAACAAACUCAUCCUCCCGCUGCAGCAGGGUCCCGACCUGACGCUCAGCCAGCUGCUGAAGACUGUGGAGGAGUGCGCCCCGAAGAUGGCUGCCACACUCAAAAUCAAGUUGCGUGACAUGGUUGCUGGGAACCUCAGGGACAUGGAGUCCUUCUUUGAUACCCUUCCGAACCCCUUCAGUGAGUCGGAGUCAGAGGCCAGCAAGACCAGCGUUGUCGGACUAUUCAUGAGGCACAUGCUGUUGGCCUACAACAAGCUCUCCUUCAGCCAAGUUUACAAGCUCUACAUCGCCCUGCAGCAUUACUAUGUGGCUGGUACCGGGGGGGGCACCUGGAGGUCCACAGCUGAUGUUGACAUGGACCUGAAUGAGAUGGAGCUGACUGGCGUUGAGGAUACCGCGGGGGCGAAGGCAGAGAAGGAGGAACUGGACACAGGCCCAAUGCAGGAGGCGGAGCUCAUUGAUGAGUCGCAGAGGAGGUGCCCGCUGUCCCAGAAGCAGGCCGAGUACUUCCUGGUGCGGCAGGCGUAUCUCCUGAAGACUGACGAGAACAAAGCCCUGAAGGCUGCCGCCCUGCAGGAGGAGCUCAACAACAUGCUGAAGUUCAACCCAGACUUUGCUGAAGCGCACUAUGUCACCUACCUGAAUAGCAUGCGCGUGCAGGACAUCUACACCUCCACCCACAGCCUGCUGCACUACUUCGACCGGCUCAUCCUCACCGGCAGCGACGGCAAGAGCAAUGGGGACGAGGGUUACGGCCGCAGCCUGCGCUACGCCGCCCUCAACCUGGCUGCGCUGCACUGCCGCUUCGCGCACUACCAGCAGGCGGAGCUGGCGCUGCAGGAGGCCAUCCGCAUCGCGCAGGAGUCCAGCGACCACGUGUGUCUGCAGCACUGCCUGAGCUGGCUCUACACGCUGGAGCACAUGAAGGGGUCAGACAGCUCGGUGCUGACGGAAGACUCUGUAAAAAUGGCCGCCCACUUCUGUCUGCCGUACUUGGCCUCCCUGGGCAUUCAGUCCCUCGUCCAGCAGGGGGCAACAGGGGGAAAGACUGCCAACAAGCUGAUGGAUGCUCUGAAGGACACAGACAUUUUGCACUGGAAACACAGCCUAUCAGAGCUAAUCGACAUCAGUCUGGCACAGACCACAUCCUUAUGGAGGAUGUAUGGCAAGAGCACCAUGGCACAGCAGCAGGCCCAGCUUCUCCUCAACAUGAACAGCCUGGAGCAGGUCAACUAUGGGGUGCAGCAGAACAACACGGAGCCCUUUGCCGUGGUGCUGUGCCACCUGGCCGAGCUGCACGCCCAACAGGGUCUCUUUGGCGCCGCGUCUGAGAUCCUGACACACCUGAAGCAGCAGUUUCCCCCCCACACGCAGCAUGCCAAGCUGUGGAUGCUGUGUGAUCUGAAGAUCCAGUUUGAGCGAGCCAUGAACGACGGGAAGUACCACCAGGCAGAGGCCCAGGUCACCGCCAUAGCCGCCCUCAGUGAGACGGAGGGGCUGUACAGGAAGGCGCUGGUGCUGAAGGCACAGAACCGGAGUGGCGAGGCGUACGGCGUGCUGCAGCGGCUGCAGGCGCUCUCCGAGGACGGCCGGAGCACCGAGAUGGCCGUCCGGGUGAUGCUGACCACAGCCGAGCUGCACUGGGAAUCCUCCAGCUUCACCACCGCGUUGCCCCUCCUGUUGCGGGCGCUGGCUCUGGCGCGACAGCACCACCUACAGGCGCUGGCCUCUGAGACCAUCCUGCACCUGGCCUUCUCCCAGGUCAUAGUGACUGAGUCAUGACCUCGCUAGAACUGUGGGAAUUUUGCUGUUAAGAAUCUAUGGAGUGAGUUACCAGGGAGGCAUCCUUGCUGGAAUGGAACUGUUCCACAUGUGCUUGGACUCCUGUGUGUGAGCAAUAUGGCAAACGGACCACAGUAUGGAAGAGUAAAUAAGGAUAAAGUGCAGGUGGAGUUUUAACAAUGAAAACAUUCCCCAGACACUGACACAUGUCAGUCAUUGGUGUAGCAGUCUGAAGACUCUGGGAUAGAAGCUGUUGGGAGGGGGGUGUUUGUGGGGAUGCACCAGUAGGACUUUCUCGAGGAUGGGAGUGAGAAAAGGGUGUGAACUGUGGAUGGCAUCCCUGAUGAAGGACUCCACUCUCUUCUGGCAGCAGGAGAAGGUAGAUCGACUUGAACUGUGGAAGACCUGUUCCGAUGACUUUUGAAGCCGUCCGAAACAGUCCUUAAUCUGAGUUUUACUUCUCAACCCAAAGAUCUUUAGCCUCCUUAGGGAGAACAGUCUCUUCUGAGCCUUCCUGGGGAGGCUGCUGGUGUUCGGAGAUCAUGAGAGGGAGUUGAUCUGGACGUCCAGGAACCUGAAGCUGCUGACUGUCUUAACAGAGCUUCUAUUUGAUGAAAAGUGGAGAGUCAAGGCGUCUGGUCUCCUUCAUUUUGGUGACAUUCAGGGAAAGGUUGUUGUUGUUGUUCCAUAUACUCAAGGCUCUUUUUUUGUUGAAAACCGAGACUGCGCUGGCUGUCGACUUGCAGCUUCAAGAUGUUCAGCGGGUGGUACCUGGUGCUGAGAGCCUUGUUCUCUACUGAAAUGGCUUUCAGUGUCGUCGUCAUCCAUCCAUCCAUCCAUCAAUCAAUCAUGUAUUUAGUGCUAUAAUAGUUUAGUUACACAUUGUCUAUAGAAUGCUUCCUCACCAGUGGCGUGUUAAACUUUUAGAUUCUUCACUUCUGUGUUCCAUGUACUAACUAUGCAGUGGAUUUAUUAAUAUAAGGAAUACAAUUCAGUUGUAUAGAGUACACACUGAGAAACAAAAUGAUGAGCGAUCAUGAAAUGGAAAUAUUUGCUCUGCAUAUAAAAAUGACAAUAGAUUGUAUCUGAUAGCUCUACUGUAGUUUUUCCUUCCUAUUGUUCAAGUGGAGCAAUAGUUCUGUUAUUUAACUUUGCAAUUUCUGUUCUACCAAUAUUGUUAGCAUAAUUUCAUCUGAAAUAUCAAUGAAACACUAUUUUAAGAAGUCACUAUCCGAAAUUUUGCUGAAACUCGUCAGUGGCAAGCAACAAAAGACUGUAAGGAAUUGUGAAAUGGAUGAGGGAAGCAGAGAAAUCGCGUUAGUCACGUGCCGUGAGAAUGCACCCUUACACAAAAAAAAACAUGUUGUAUUCAACCUGCCUAUGCAGGCAUAGAUUGUUCAGUAUUAAAUAAGUUGCAAUUAAAUGCCAUGCAAGUUAGUAUUUGUUGGGGACCAGAUACAGCAUGUAAAGUCAGCACCCAGCACUAUACAGCUGCUUAAUACUCCCCUGCAAGACGGCUACUCUGACCCUCGGUUAAUCAGGUUGAACAUUGUUUUACUUGAUAUUAUCCUGUAUUUGUCCUAAGGCAGGGCUUUUCUUGAAAUUGUCACCUUAAAAUGGAGGAAUCACUAUAUUCCAAAAAUUUCACGAAUCAUCAAUUCAUACAACUUUUAAAAUACUGUAGUUGCUGCUUGCUGAAUAAAGCGCAGCAGGAAAGAAUGUAACUCAGUUUACACUGUUACAAAGCAUGGCGAACAGGAAAAAAAUAGGACAUUAUCAGGCUUUUCAACAAUGGUGUGCAUCUUGAAUAUGUCUGUAUAAUAACAUUUUAGAUGUUUUAAUAUGUUUACCUAGUUUUGAUUAAGGUAAACGAUGAAUUCCAUAAUUUGUUUUUUUUCUUCCCAAAAAUUAUUUCCUCCCCAUUUAUUCAAAGAAAUAUAGUAGUUCCAACCAGCUACAGAAUUUUAGAAUUGUAUUAUGCAUGUAAAAACUCAGGACAAUUUUUAUUUUCUUGGGCAUUUUUUCCAUUUUUUAAGACUUUUCCAUGACUAGAAAGUGCAUUUAAAAAAUUAAGGUUUCCCAGAACGUGUGAGAACCCUUCUGCCUCACUUUUAUGUCACUUUGGCCAAAAAACUGUACACACAAAUGUGAUUAGUUGGUUUCAAGGCAAAAAUCCAAGAGCAUGAAGCUUCCUCUUACGUUUCUCUCCCUCUCUCGUUUGUCUCCGGUUUCUGACACGGGGUGGG